AUGCAGCUUUUUGCCCUUCUCAUCGCCACAUGCGCUCCAGCCUUGGUCGCUGCCGGCCGGAAACCAGGUGAAAUGUGUGCCCCCUACCCCGGCGCAUUCUGUGAUGAAGGCCUUGAGUGUGUCUCAUGUCACGCUGGCCUUCCGGGUGCCCCCGGAGUGAUCCAUGCGGCCGCGGUGAUGAUGACAAUAUCUGGCAUCGGUGGCUCUAGGUAA
Molecule: messenger RNA, 213 nt
Organism: Aspergillus pseudonomiae
Lineage: Eukaryota; Fungi; Ascomycota; Eurotiomycetes; Eurotiales; Aspergillaceae
Exons: 3
Coding region: 1-213 (70 amino acids)
Source: RefSeq, a predicted model, not a curated record